AUGUUCACCACAUUUAACUCCAAGGGCGAUGUCUCUGCCAAUUUCAAAGUCAGAAAGAUCAAAAUAAACAAUCCCAAUGAACAAACAAGACCCUCACUGUUGAAGUUUGUUGGUAUCUCCCCAAGAUCUCGAAAUGGCUGCUUGGAGUGCAAAAAGAGAAAGAAAAGAUGCGAUGAAAAUAAACCAAAAUGCAAUCUUUGCCAAAAAAGAGAUAUUGAAUGUACAUACACUGUUUAUAAUCCCAAAAACAACACCUCUGUCUAUAAAAUAAUCAAUGCUUUAGCGUCCAAACCAGAGGAAGAAAAAGAAAAGAAACUCAAACAGGAAGAUGUGCUAAUAAAUAGCCACUUUUUGUCCAAUUCUUUGAUUAAUGAUAAAUCUUUGCCCAUACUAAGCGUCGGAAAACCUUUAAAUAAUGCUAUAAUAAGUACUUUUUCUAACGAAAUGAAUAUUUCCUUGAACAGCUCUAGUAGUUCUAGCUUUGAAUCAACCUCUGAUAUUCACGCAGUGUCCAAUUCUAUACCAAUUAUUCAUUCCUUGAAAAUAUGCUCUCAAAAUCAGCAGAAAUAUUCGACUGAACUGGAUAAUAGCAACUUAUAUAGCAAUAGAUAUUGCAAUUUUGGUAACACAAAUAAUCCAUAUCUUACCAAUAAUAACUCUAAUACUCAAACUAAUUCUGAUUCUACUCUUUCCACAGAUAAUGAUUUUGACGCUCCUAACAUAAAUUAUAAUAGUUUUUACGUUAAUGACAUCAAAACUGAUACAACAAAUAUCAAUCAGAAUAAUAACUAUUUUUAUAUAAAUAAUACUAGAAAUAAUAAUAUUUCAGAUAAUGGUGAUAAUUGUUUUUAUAUUAAUGACACAGAUAUUAGUCCUAACUCUAAAUACAACGCUAGUACCAAUAGUAAUACUAUUUCUAAUAGUAAAAACAGUAAUAUCAAAAAUUUUGAUAAUAACAACAGUAAUGCCAAAAUUUUUAAAAAUAACAAUGACGAUAAUAGCAACAAUAUUAAUCUCUGGAGCAUAAUUGAUGAGAUUAAUGGUGCGAAUAACGUUAUUAUUAAUGAUGAUAGCAUUAAUCAAAAUAACAUUAAUAACAUUAACAACAAUAAUAAUUUAAAUGAGAUGAAAACAAACUAUAAUAAUAAUACUCAAGCUAUUAUUAAUAAUCAUCCUUACAAUAAAUAUUUUAAUAAUCAACAUCAAUACGAUGAAAAAUCAGAAAAUCAGAAAAUUUUUAAAAAUCAAGAUCUAAAUUUUUGGAAUUUUAUCAAUGAAGUGUUUCUUCGUGAGAAUUCUCAAAGUUCUAUUAAAAAAAAUGAUAACUUUGACAUACAUAAAUAUAGGAUUAAUAGCUUGUUAUCUCAAUACAAAGUUUUAAACACUCCAUCACGACAUAAUCUAUCAAUUUUCCAUUAUCCUGAAAACUUCAAUUAUAACGAUGAAAAACCAAUUACAUUUCUUGAAUUUUAUUGCAAGAAAUUGGCAAAGUCAUUUUGUACUAUAUCCGACGAAAAAAACUCAUUUAUAAAUAUUUAUCUUCCAAUGGCUUCCGAUGAUGAAUGUGUAUUAUAUAGUUUGGUUUAUUGGGCUGCUAAGACAUUAAACGACCCUUCUGGAAAUUACUAUCUUGAAAAAUCAUUGUUUUUAUUAAAUCAAAAGUUGAAUAAUUUAAGUUUGAAAAAUUAUAUAUCUUGCUUGGCUACUUUGACUAUUUUCGGGGGAAUUUAUGUCACAACUGGGAAUUCAAGCAAUUCUUUUUAUAAUUUGUUGAUCAUUUGCAAAAAGCUUAUUGAAUUUGGAGGAGGUCUUGAAUCAGUUGGAAAAUCAGUUCAAGAAAAAUGGCUUUUAUCGAUAUUUACCUAUAUGGAAAUGUUAUCAUCAAAAACGCUUCAGAACGGGACAUUAUUUUCCGAUCAUGAUUAUUUAAUGACCUAUCGGUUAAUGAAUCAUAGAUAUGGUAUUGAUCCUGUUCAAAGUUGUCUGAAACCAUUAUUUUUAUUAAUGGCAGAAAUAAUUAAUUAUUCAAAACAAUUUAAGAAACAAAUCUAUGAGCAAGAAGAGAGUUAUUCAAGUUCAUUUGACUCAAAGACUAGAUUAGGUAAAGAAAUUGGAGCAAGUAAAAAGAAAUCUAAUAGGAAGUUUUUUUGUAAUGUUAGCAACAAAAAUAUUGAUUUUAGUUUAUUGAAUGAUGCUUUCAAUGAAAGUGAAAGGGAUUUCAAGGCUACAUUUGAUAAUUUCAAGUUGAAUAAUAAAACCAUUAGGAAUAAUUGGAAGUUUAAAAAAGGUCUAAGUAAGAGCGAAAUAUUUGAAUUAUUAAAAAAAAAUGACCAAAAAUUUAUCGAAUUUGAAACCAGAAUUGAUAAUUGUAAACCGUCUAAGGAGGAUUUGCUGUGCUUUAAAAAUGAUAAAGAAUUUGAAGAACAUUUGAUGUUAUUUGAGUUGUUUCAAUUAUCAUUGAAAAUGUUUUUGUUAAGCGAAUUAAAAUAUGCUUCACCAAAUUCACCACAAAUUCAGUAUUUAUUAAUUCAAAUUAAUAUUUCGUUAGACAUAUUGAUUGAUAGUGCAGUAAAGCCCACAUUGUUUUUACCAAUGACAUUGGCGGGAUUUAAUUCAGUUAGUGAUAGCGAUAGGAUUUCGUGUUUAAAAAGAUUUGAAAAAUUAUUAAAAAAUAUAAAUCCAACGCCAGGAAAUGGAUUUUUGGUAAAGAGUCUUGUUGAACAAUCAUGGAAAGUAAAUCCUCAUGGUAGCAUAUGUUUAAAUUGGUAUGAAUUAGCUAGUAGUAAUGGGUUAUGCUUAAAUUUAGGAUAA
Molecule: messenger RNA, 2811 nt
Organism: Ascoidea rubescens DSM 1968
Lineage: Eukaryota; Fungi; Ascomycota; Saccharomycetes; Ascoideales; Ascoideaceae
Product: Zn(II)2Cys6 transcription factor
Exons: 1
Coding region: 1-2811 (936 amino acids)
Biological process (GO): positive regulation of transcription by RNA polymerase II
Cellular component (GO): nucleus
Molecular function (GO): DNA-binding transcription factor activity, RNA polymerase II-specific; zinc ion binding; transcription cis-regulatory region binding
Source: RefSeq, a predicted model, not a curated record